AUGGUGGAUACUUCGGAUACUUCAGAGCUCCAUAUUCAAAUCCCGCAAGAUGUAGGUAAAGCUGUCGAUUUUAAUCCACAUAAAGGCAAACCAGCAUCAAUAAUAGCAUGUUCACCUAAUGGUAAAUAUAUUGCUACAUGGUGUUUUGAAGAUAGGUCAGUUGUUGGCUGGAAAAUUGUUGAUGGUGAAUUGCAGUUAAAGCAUGAAUACAUGAUUUCUGUGGAUAAUACUAUAUAUAAUAAAUGUUCAAAAUUGUAUGUGCACGAAGGUAUUGAUAUUGAUCUGUAUAAGCACAAAGAUAAUAUCCAUAGACACCUUAAGCAGAACUACUCAUCAUUCGUUUCCGUUUCUGAUAAUUUACUUGUAUCUAUGGCAAUUUAUGAAAUUUAUGAAAGCGAAUCUCUUUUUCUUUUUUCGAAAUUUAAAAUUGAAUUGAUUCACAAAUCCACAAUAAAAUUAGACACUAUUGAAAAUAUUGAUUAUAUUUCUAUAACAAUUGCAGGAAAGAUAUUUAUAUAUAAUACAAGUAUAGGAAAUAUUACAAAAUGGGAUAUCAUGACUUUAAAACUUGAGGCAUACUUUUUAUUCAAACCCGAAUGUUAUGAUAAUAGAGAGAUUAAGUUGAGCGAUGAUGAAUUAUUACUAUUUGUGCAUACAUAUGAUAAGCAAAUUAAAAUUGAUGCAGUUUAUCUAAUUGCUUCCAAAAUUGGAGCACGACUUCUUAUAAUAGCUUAUAAUGAAGAAGAUAAAUCAGAAAUUUACAAUUUAAGGGAUCCAUUUACAUUUACAGAACCUGUAGAUGCUCAUAAGUUCUUUGACCAUUCUGAAGAUUCAGAUAUGCAAAUUCAAAUUCAAUAUCCAUUUAUUGUAAAAUCUGAUAAAAUCAUAGGAAUUAAUGAUGAAAAUAUUGAUAAAAAAUUGAUAAUUAAGGAACUAAUACAAGAUAAAAAUAAUUGGAUCACAUUUUUAAGAAAAACAUUGGGAGAUUUCAAUAGAAUUUAUAUGUCAUCAAUUAAAGAACAAAUUAUUAAAUUUCUUGAAGAGAAUAGAAUGGAUUAUGGUUUGCGUUCUGAUAUUGAAGCUUUUAUGUCAGUUACAGAACAAAUUGAUUCUAAACUUAAGAUAUUUGAUGCUUUGACUGGAAAGGCAGUUAAGACUGAAAUGGCAAUUAAUGAGGCAACCAAUAAAAAACCUGAUGCUGAUGAUGCAAAAGUUAUUCUUAGUGAGUCAUUCGAAAAAAAUCUUGUCAAAUGGACUUUACAAUGUUAUAAAACAAGUGAUAUUCUUUUGGCAAAACAUCUCAAAACUGAAAAAGCGUGUUCAAUCUGUAUAAAUGCUUGUUUAGAUUUAGAUUCAAUAAAAGCACAAUUUGUAAUAAGUUGUUGUUGUCUGGAUAAUGAUGCCUUGGUUAUGCUUACAGUAGGACGUGUGUUUAUUUGGACAUUUAGCACAAAAAAAGACAUAUUGUUGAUUUAUACUUGGUGUUUUGAUAGUAAUUACGAAAUAAUUAGCUAUUUCAAAAAUGCAGAUUAUUUUUUACCUCCACCUCAAUAUAUUUAUGGAGAAUCCGCUUUUACGCAACAAGAUGAAACCAAAAGAUUUUUUUUUAGUGAAAUGGUAGAUGAACAUAUUAAUAAUGAAUUUUUUUUAAUUCUUUAUGGAAAAGACAUUAUUAACGAAAAUAAGGACUCGUUAUUGCAAAAGUUAUGCAGUAGUUCCCUUAAGUAUACUUUUGAAAGUGCUGAAG
Molecule: messenger RNA, 1747 nt
Organism: Racocetra fulgida
Lineage: Eukaryota; Fungi; Glomeromycota; Glomeromycetes; Diversisporales; Gigasporaceae
Source: the annotation of a GenBank genome assembly